Dacryopinax primogenitus is the source of this 1449-nucleotide messenger RNA. RefSeq lists its product as uncharacterized. The transcript is spliced from 4 exons. The coding region runs from base 1 to 1449 and encodes 482 amino acids. The record is from RefSeq and is a predicted model, not a curated record. Gene Ontology annotation, molecular function: protein binding. NCBI's taxonomy places the organism in Eukaryota, Fungi, Basidiomycota, Dacrymycetes, Dacrymycetales, Dacrymycetaceae.
AUGUACAUUCAUCAGCGUAUCGAUGACCAGUUGGUGAAGUGCCAGACAGGAAUACAGCAUCUGCCGGUCGAAAUCUUGGAGCAUGUCCUUUCCCAUUUACCUCAUCCGGCCGACCUCCUUGCCCUCGCACUCACAAACCGUGCGCUGGGCGAUCUCAUCCUCAACUCCCACCUGUACUGGCACUCUAUCUCCGUCCCCUCGCAGAAUCAUGCCCUCCUCAACCAGCUGUGCGCCAACCGCCGCAUAUCAGGUCUGGUCAAGCGACUAGUGGUGACAGACACGUGGACCACCACUGGCCGAGGAUAUCGGUUGUGUAGCGAUUGCGGGCAUGGAGUGAGCUGGGACGCGCAGCUCGAGUUCUCAUUUCAUGGGGUGGUUGAAAAUCCUGUAGAGAUCGAUUAUGCGCUAUGGGCAAAGUGUGCAUUGGGACUCGCAGGACUCAGGACGCUCGUGCUGCAUGUACGUGACGUAGGGAGGUGGAAGACUUUCUUGGAUAUUGUGAGACGUACGAGUGCGUUGCAGAGUAUUGCCAUGCAGCAGUACUUGGGAUUCAUGUACCGUUUCCGGGCACAUGCGAAGGAGGCGAUCUCGGUGCUGGACGACAUCCCCGAAGUUGAAGAGUUCGAUUGGUAUUCUGCCCUAUCUCAAAGUACAGACCUCUUCCGCGCUCUCACAUCCCUCCUCUUACGUCUUGCUCCCACACUCCGCUCCCUCAAGCUCAACAUCUCCCAAGAAGACACCUCCUCGACCUCUCUCUGGCAUCUCCGGUUUCCCCAGCUCCAAUCCUGCCAGGUGCUUAACGUCCACGGCAGCAUUCACAUAGGGACGUUCCUCGCCGCUCACCCGGGGUUAGAGAGGUUCCAUUUCCAUACCUCAAGCGGGCUGCAAUUCGACUUUCCAGAAGAAGCCCUGACAAAUGCGAGGGACGUCGACCUCCGGUACUAUGGAUAUCCCGAGCUCUUCAUACGGCUCGUCCAGCACCUCCCGGACGGCAGGAGGCGCCCGCUCGAGUCACUGGCCGUGUGCGCUCAGGCCCUUGGGCGAAGAUACGGCGAGAAGGAUGCGCUGUCUGCCUUCUGCGCAGAGCUGAAGGAGGUGAAGACGCUUAGGACACUCACCUGGAUCGACCUGAGCAACGGGAUCUCCGGGAGCCGGUAUCUGGUUCCCGUGGCAAGUGCUUGUCCGGGGGUGGAGGAGGUCGUCUUCGCUUGGAACCUCCCUGCAGGUAACGCACUGACGAUCAUCGCUGAUGCCUUAUCCCUCCUACCCAACCUGACGCGCGUCCGCUGUCCAGCGUCCAGCUUGGUUCCGUAUGAACUCACCACCCAGGCCGAAGUGUUGGGGCGCGUGUGUCGGCGGUUGGAGAGGGUGAAUGACUGUGUGCGUGAUGGGGAGGGAUGGAGGGUACGGAAGGAGGCGAGGGCGUUCUGGGAGCGGGUGACGCUCUGA